This is a messenger RNA of Acanthopagrus latus (yellowfin seabream), 13165 nucleotides long. It is a transcript of the gene pcnt, whose product is annotated as pericentrin. The record is from RefSeq and is a predicted model, not a curated record. Lineage: Eukaryota; Metazoa; Chordata; Actinopteri; Spariformes; Sparidae. Gene Ontology annotation, biological process: signal transduction. Gene Ontology annotation, molecular function: molecular adaptor activity. The coding region runs from base 165 to 12734 and encodes 4189 amino acids. The transcript has 62 exons.
ACUGACUUGGCGGCCAUAUUGAAUAUUAUCUGUUGACAGUUGUGUCCAAAGGAAGCUCAAAGAUUUUGUUUUAGCUAACUUAUGCAAAGUGAAGGAUUGUUGUGCGUAUCAGUUGAAUUAGGACACAUGUCCUACAUUUUUAUUCGUUUUAUUUAAACCAAGAGAUGGACGAAGAUGAACGGCAGAGGAAAAUAGAGGCUGGGAAAGCUAAGAAAUCCUCCAACAUGCCAAAAAACCAGUCGCUUGCUAGUUUCCGACAGAAGCGGGCGAAAGGCGACGGUGCGGGGGCGCCGAAAAAGACGCAGAAGAGGAAGGGCCAGGCUGUCUCGCAGAAUGACAGCGCAACGCAAGACCGCCGCAUAGGACCAGCACUUCCUACAGCCAGUGAUACAGAGCUGAAAAACAAAACCAACCAUGAGGAACCCCAGAAGCCAGAGAAAUCAGAAGCUCCGCAGAACCAACGUCAGAAGGAUCAGCACCCCACCCUGGAGCAAAGCCUGUCCCCUGUGGAAGAUUUUAGAGAAGAGGAGCUGGUUGCACUCACUGGAAAAGAGCAGCUCAAGCAGUUGCAGGAGGCUGUGGAGAAGCGUAAUGAGAUAAUCGCAAAGCUCAGCUCCAACCUGCAGGAGGCCCUGGCCAGCAGGGACCAGGUACAGCUGGAGGCGCAGUCACUUGCUGGACAGAUUCAGGCGCUGCAGAGACAGCUACAGCAGACCAGUGUAGAGUUUCUGCGCAUCAAAAGUCAGUCAGGGGUCGAAGUCCACGACACCCAUCAGCAUGGCGACUGGUUCCAAGAUGCAGACAACCGUGUUAAUGAAGCACCAUCAGGGGAAACGGGGGUUGCAGGAUCUUGCUCAGAGUCGAGCACUGACAUUGAAACAGACAGCGUUCUGCACAAACUGAGGGCUGAGUUGGAAGAAGAAAGGCAGAAAAGUCAACGGAUAUGUGCUGAACUAGUGGAGGAGAUGGAGAAACACCAACAUACGCUUUCUUUACUGGAGAAGGAAAAGAAGGGCAUGGAGGAGGAGCGAAAGGAAAGGGAGGCACAGAUGCAAGACCUCCAGACACAGUUGAGCUCAGUUCAAAGUCAGUGCCUUGAGAUGCAGCAGUACAAAGCUGAGAAGGAGAAGCUGAACAGAGAAGUUGUGGAGCUGAGGAAUAGGCUUCAAGAGGGCGAAGAUGCAGGGAGGAGAUUCAAUGAGGAGGUGGCCAGCUCUGCCCUUCACCUCCAGAGCCUUGAGGAAGAGAGACAGAGGCAGGAGGAGGAGAUUCAGAAGCUCAAAGAAGAGCACAAGGAGGAGGUGGAGAGAGUCAGGCAGCUAUUGGAGGAGAAGGAGAAACAACUAAAGGUCAGAGAGGAAGAGGUGAUGGGACUCAAAUCCUCUAAGAAUCGGCAAAACCAAGCAAAGGCCAGCCUUAGUUCCGAUGAAAAGAGUACAGAUGAGGCUAGUCGGGAAAAUGGACCUGAUCACGACAGCAUGAAUGUAUCAACAUCUGGAGAUAUUCUGAUGGAGCGCUACUUAUCUUCAGCUCCUCUUGCACGUUCACAAUCUUCAGUGGUCAAUGAAAGCUUUGAACACUGCAGUCAGCUGGACAUCUCUGCAGACUAUAGUUUUGAGCUGAACAGUGAGGUGUUGGGAGACGAGCCUCUGUUAUCAAUUUCAAACCGUUUCCAUGAAGAAAGCGACAACCUCCACAACAGCUCCAGCCCACGCUGCUCCCCUGGCAUCCCUGUGGCUGAUAAUUCCAACCCUCAGUCUUUAACUCAGUGGCUUCAAAACUCCACUUCCGGCGAGCUGGAAAUAAGUAAACUGUCUGAGGAGCAGUUUGAGGAGGCAGACCUUGAAAAGGAGCUGCUGAAUCAGCAGUGUGGUGAGCUCCAUGAGGAGCUUGCUGCCAAGGACAGGGACUUAAAUGUGCUAAGGGAGGAAGUUAUCAAGAGUGCUGAAGAGCUGGAGGAGGCCAGGAACAGGUGGGCCCAAGUAACAGAAGAACUCAGGCAAGCUCUCUGGGAACUUGAAGAGGAGAAGGAGAAGAGGAGACAUGUUGAGGAGGAGAUGAACUUGAAAGCCCAUGAACAAGAUAACCUGAAGAACAAACUCAGUGCCUUAAUGGAAGAAAAUGCAGUAAUGUUGAUGGGAAAGAAAGCUACUGAAACCCACCUGCUGGUCCCUGCAACAUCUCAAUCAGAGGAGGGAGAUAAACUGGUAGGGGAGCUAAAAGAUGAGCGGGAGGAGGAGGCUGCAGUCCUGGCUCAUCAAAAACAGCUGGAGCUACUGAAGUUGUCUCUGCAGGAGAUAUCAAAAUCUACCAACCAGGGCGCAAAACUCAUAGUCGACAAACAUCUGCAAAUACUGCAGGAGACACAAACAACGCAUCAAACCAUGGAAGCCCUACUUGGUCAAAGGACUAUGGAGCUGGAGGAAACGUUAAAGGAGCUUGAAUGUGUUAAAACAGAAAUGAGAACAUUGUGUGACACAUUGGAGAAGAACAAGGAUAGUCUGGACAGCGCUGAGAAAGAGAAGAUCGAACUGGAGACUCAGGUCCUUUGUUUGAGACAAAACCUGGCCAACCUGGAGGAGGCCAAAGCCCAGGCAGUGCAGGAGAGGGAGGAGCACAGGAGAAAAGAAGAGGAGAUGGAUGAACGCAUUAAACAAAUGGAACAAGUCUUAGAGGAGGAACUGGAACAGUUCGAGAACCUGCUAAAAGCCAAAGAUAUUGAGUUGGCUGAAGGGAGGGAGAAAUGGGAGGAAGAGAGACUGGAGAAGGAGAAAGAGCUCCUUGAUGUGAGGCACCACCUGGAGGAGCAGAGAAGGGAGAGGGAGGAGGAGGUGAAGGCUCUCCUGGAGAAGCAGGAAAUGGUUGUUGAGGAGGCUACACAAAGGCUCAAGACAUCUCACCAACAGGAGAUGAAGGACCUGAUGGAGAAACAUCAACAAGAGAUUACUGAGUUAAAUUCUCACCUGGAGUCAGAACUGCUGAAGCAGCAGGCCCUUACAGAAGAGGAACAGAAGAGACAGAUCAGCCUAAUUAAACAGGUGACUGAACGUGAGCAUGAGAGGAUGCUUUCAGAGCUGACUGCCAAACACAAGGCGGACCUUAAUCAGCUGAGGGAGAGCAUGGAGGCUGCCCACCAGGUCGAACUACAGCAGGCCCAGGUCCAAAAGACCGAGGAACUUGAAGCUGUGCGUCUAAGCCUGACCAGCGUCCACUUGUCCCAGCUGGAGCACUCCCAUGUUAACUUAAAGCAGGAACAGGAAUCUGCUCUCACCAAGGCCCAGGCAUCCCUGAGGGAGACAUUUGCCCAGGAAAGUGCACUUCUGCAGGCCCAGCAUCAGUUAGAACUGGAUCAGAUCAGACAGCAGAAUCAGGAGCAGCAGGAGAAACUGUGCGAGCGGCACCGAGAAGAGAUGGAUAUGAUGAAGCAGCAGUGGGAGACUUCUGUGGCUCAGGAGAGAUCUGCCAUGGAGAGAAAGCAGGACGAGGAGAAACAGGCUCUAAUGUCACAGUGGAAUAAGGACGCUGAGAGCACCCAGUCAAACCUCCAAACAUCUCUGACAGAGACCCAGAACAGCCUUACUGUAACCCAGGCUGAACUUGCCCAGACCAACAAAGCACUUGGUGAAUCCCAGGAAGCUCUGUCUCAGACCCAGUCACAGCUGCAGGAGUCACAGGCCAGGCUUGAGGAACUCCAGACCUCCAGUAAUGAGAAUAGCCAUAAAUUAGAGGAGGAGCUGAAACAAGCCUGGGCUGACAGAGAUGCUGCUGCCUGUCGUCUCGAGGAGUUGGUCUCUUGUCACAAGGCAGUGCUGCAGGAGAAAGAGCAGCAAGUGCUCCACCUAGAGGAGAAGGAACUUCAAUUGCAGCAGGAGGUCUUGCACCUACAGGAGGAGAAGACACUGCUGAAACAGAGCUCUGAACAAGAAGUAGGACAGUUGUGGACCCAGCUGGAGAGCAUGAGGACUAGUCGCCAAGAGUUGGGAGAGCUGAAGGAGCAGCUGCUCGCGCGCUCAUCCCGUGUUGAUGACAUUGAGCGCCUAAAGACGGAGUUUAAUGAUCAGAAACGCGAAAUCCGUGAGCAGAAUGAGGCUGAGCUGGAAAGCCUGAGGAGAUACUUUGAGCAGCGAUUGCGGGUAACAGAGGAGAACUACAGAGAGGAAAUUGCUCUGCUCCAGCUAAGGCUGGUGGAAGGUGCCUUGGAGGAAUCUGUUCUUAAAACCUCAGAUGACAGUUUCAUAUCUCAAAUCCAAGCUCAAGAGGGAAAAGAUGAUGUGCUUUCUGAGUCUGUCCUCAAACUGGAGAAACACCAGGAAGUACUUGAUAGCUUGUGCCUUCAGCUGGAGGAGAAACACAGCGUGGAGCUUGCCAAUCUUCGAACGUCUAUGGUUCUUUCCUUUAAGGAAGAGCUUCAAGAGGUGCGCUCAGACCUCACUGACCACUACUAUGAAGAGCUGCAGGAGAUGAAGACUCGUCAUGCAAUGGAGCUUGAACAACUCAGAGCCAAACUCUCUGACCGUCACUUACAAGAGCUUACCAAAGCUCAUUUGGAGGCAGCACGGCAGGUUGAGGUGGAGGUGGAACAGAGAAUGUGGUGUUACACUGAGGAGCUACAGACAAGGAUGACCAUCAUCCACACACUGGAGAAGAGAUUGUCUGCCUUGAGUGAAGAACAUAAUGCAGAAAUUCAAAGUAACCCGCAAAAGGUUUCUUGCACAUGUGUUCCACAGUUGAAACAGGAGUUUGCUGGGGAGCUCAUUCUUCUUGAGGAAUCUCUGGAACAGGAGAAGAAGCUUGUACAGGAGGAGAUGAAGAGGUUGAGAGAAGAGCUCCAAGAGAAGCAUGAAGCUGAGCUCUCUGCCCUGAAGUCAGACCAUGACAGAGAGAUGGAGAAGGAGAGGGCACAUUUUGAAGAGGCACUUCAUGAGGAGAAGGAGAAGUUAAAGUCUCUUCAGGCUGCACUGGACAACGAUGAGAGCCCAGAGGUUUUGAUAGUGAGGCAGAGACUGGAGGCCCAGUAUGACAGUGAGCUUCGCCAAGCCAAAGAGAGGUUCCAAGAGGAGAAAUCCAUGUUGGAGCAGAGUUUGGCCCAAAAAUAUGAAACGUCUCUGGCAGAGCUAAAGAGCAAACAUCAAACUGAGCUUGAAAGUGACAGAGCAACACUACUGAACAAACACUCCCAAGAGAUGAACGCACUCAAUGCCAAACACAAAGCACAACUAGAUUCACUCAGUGCCAGUCACAGAGAUCAGCUUACAGCUACGGCAGCUGAGCUCGAGUCCAAACACAACAGCGAGCUUGUUGCCUUGGAAGUGGCUGUCGAUUCCAAACGAAAGGCAGACCUUGAAAGUCUGGAGGCCCUCUUUAAGGAGACCAGUCAGGCUCAGCUGGAAGCUUUGGAAGCAGAGUUAGCUCGCAAACACCAGGAAGAAAGGGAUGAACUGGAAAAGAGAAUGCUGGGUAAUAUGGACACUCUCGAGGCCACAUACCUGAAGGAAGUGCAAACACUGCGGGAUGAAAUGGUGCGACUUGAAGAGAGCCAUCGUCAAGACCUGAAUCGCCAGAAUUUGGAACACAGGCAGAUAAUGGAGCGCCAUGCCGCAGAACAGCAGUCGAUCAGGGAAGAUCUGAGGAAAGAGCUGGCUCAGGUGCACAUAGAGAAGUUUAGUGCCAUGGCAGCAGAGCUCAGCCAUGUUCACAAGACUGAGCUGGCUGCUCAGAAAGAGGCCUUAGAUAAAGAACACUGCAGAGCCCUUGAGACCCUGAAGAAGCAGGUUUUAGAACUAGAGCUACAACACAGCACUGCUCUUCAGGAGCUCUCACAGUCGUACACUGCUGAGAAAGAGCAACUCAUCGAACAGCACCAACUGCAGCUGCAGGAGUUGAGAGGAGUGUCUGCACGGGAAUUGGAGGCAUGUCGCAGGGAGCUUGAAGAGGAGUCGUCAAGGCAACGUCAGCACUUCUUGGAAGAGGUUGAGCUCCUCAAAGUCCAAUCAGAGGAGAGACUGCAGGACAGAAUCAAUCAACUGAAGACGGAGUUUGAAGAGCAGAAGCAGGUGGAGCUUGAGGACCUGAGGCGGAGCUUCUCAUCCGAACAGGAGGAGAAGGAGCGGAGCUACACCGGCAAAAUGAGUCAGCUCACUGCCCAACUGCAGCAGUUAGAUGCUGUGGUGGCCCAGCUGCAAGCAGAGGUCGGCUGUCUGCAGGGAGAGCUGAAGGGAAAGCGAGCAGAGAUGGAGACUUUGGACACUCUACUCCAACGAAGGGAGCGUGAGACUCAGGAGGGAGGAAACCUUCUAAAGAUGCUCACUGAUGACUUGCAGACUGCUAAAGAGGAAAGACGUAAACUGGACCAGGCCAACGAAAAGCUCAGGAAGGUUCUAAUCGAGAUGAUUCGUAGCACAAUUGCAACCGAAGAGCUGAUUGGACAAAAAAUCAGUGCCAAAGCCAAAACAUCUGAGCAGGCAACGCAACAGAGGAGCUUAACCGGGAACAAAGAUGCACAAGAAUCAGGUAUUUCAGUCGCAGACUUGUCAUCAGAUGACCCUGAGCUGACCCACCUGCUCUGUGAGAGCCUGCUGGUUUCAGACACUCAAAUCAAUCCUGGAGGAGAAGAAGCAGCUCUGAACGCCUGCAGCAGACUGCGUCACACUGUGGACACACUGCUGGAGCUGCUCAACCAGGCCAACACACAGCUGAAGCAGACUCAUGAUGUCCACCUUUCUCUGGAGGAAAAGUUCUCUCAGGGCACAGAAGACUCCACCCGUCUCCUGGAGCAGCACAAGCUUCUGUUGGAGCAGCUUGAUCAGGAGGCGAAACUGAAGAGUCAACUCCAGCUGGAGCUCCACAAGGCAGAGGGGCUUCUGGAUGGCUACGUGGCUGAGAAGGCAGUCUUGGAGGAGUCUCUGCAGCAGAAGGAGGCACAAGAGGAGAGACUGGUGGAGCAACUAGAGGACCUGAAGGUGAAACUUCACCAGAUGCAGGGCAUCACCUCAGAGCUGGAUGGCCUCAGACUGAAACACCAGGAGCUCAGCGAGGAGCACACGCGUCUCCUGCGCCAGAAAGAGCAUCUCUCCGCUGGCCUGGGAGAGAGGGAGAAAGCUCUCCUGGCAGAGACGGAGCGUUUGGCCCAGGACAGGCUGCACUUGCAGCGGCAGGCAGAAAAGGACCACAGCUCUCUGUCCCUGCGCCUCAGGGCCCUCGAGAGAGAGCUGGAAGAGCAAGAAACCAAGGGCCUGGAGACAGAGCAGCACCACAAGUUCCACACUGAAGACCUCAACCAGCGUGUCCAAGCACUCGAGAAACAGCUGAAACAUGACCGGCAGUUUAUAGAGGAGCAGGCUGUGGAGCGUGAACACGAGAGAGAUGAGUUCCAGCAGGAGAUCCGAAGGCUGGAAGCCCAACUCAGACAGACCGCCAGUGUGGAUAACAAAGGACACAGGUUUGAGGACUUGGUUCUGCAGGUGGAGAGUCUACAAGCUAUCAUUAAAGACAAGACAGAGGACCACACCGCUUUGCUUGCAGCCAGCCAGCAAGCCCAGCGCGACCUUGCCGAACGCAAUGAAGAGAUAGACAAGCUAGCCGGGCGAAUCAGAGAGCUAGAGCAAGCGCUGCUUAACAGUGCGGAGAGCAACAGGUCUGUCAGUCAACUGGAACAAGAGCUCCACAGAGUGAAGUUGAGAGAACAGGAGCUCACACAAGAUAAGGAGGCAUUGGAGCAACAGCAGCUGGCUAGCAGGCUCCAGAUCUCCGCACUGCAGUCCAAACUAGAUGAGACAAGACACUGUUACCAUGACAACACGCGUGACCCCACCCAGGAGCUGAGGGAUGCCCUGAACGCCGCUCAGGAGAGCCUGCAAAGCAAAGAGCAAGAGGUCGAAUUCCUGCAACGCCAACUGGACAAUGUGCAGAGGGACUUUAGCAUCAAAGAAGUUGAACUAAAACACCUCACACUACAGCUAGAGCUGCUGACCAAUCAAAAUGCAGCCCAUGUGAAUGAGCUCCAGGAACAGAUUGCUGCCCUAAAGGAGAAUGUGUCUGCUCUCACCAUACUCAAGGAGGAGAACAAGGAGCAACGGGAGGUGGAGGCUCCAGAGGAAGAGGCCCUCCCCUCAGCAUUACUCCAGGAGAAGAAUCAGGAGAUCGACCACCUCAACAAUGAGAUCCAGAGACUGGAACAGGAGUUGGAGAACUCCAGGGACACCAAGGUUUUGGAGGCUGAGCUUGAGGACCUGCAUUCACAAGUGGAGCACCUUCAGUCUGAAAUCAUGAGAGUGCGUGAGGACAAACAGGAAGAAGAGGAGCGCCUUCAUGAGGUCAUUAGCACGCUGCAGGCAGAGCUUGCCACCUUAGGCCCUAACCUGCACGAAGUGAGCGACUCUCAGGACGGCGACAGCAUCAACCCCUCGCCAGCUCCAAGCCCAGAACCUCACCACUACAACACCAUCCAGGAACAAGAGAAGAGGGGCGGGCCGAACAGCCUGAAGCAAGAGCUCAGUCUGACUCAUUCGACUUCAUCUCAUUCUGUUCGAUCUCGUCUGAAGGCCCUUCAGAGUCAGCUGGAGACGGUGGUGGCAGAGAAAGAAGGGCUGGAGCGCUUACUGCUCACCCAGGAGGAAGAGUACAGAGGACAUGGGGAGGAGUUUGGAAAGAGGCUGAAAGCUGAGCGGGAGAGGGCAGAUAAACUUCAAGAUCUCCUCACCGAUAAAGAAGCCGAGCUGGAGGAGGUCAAAACCCAGAUAGAAGAGGAGAGGGCGAAGAAGAAAUUAUCUGAAGAGGAGAUUGACAGUUGCAGAAUUAAAGCUGAGGAGGUGAGCGCCAUGCAAGAGAAGAACGCCCACCUCAGCUCUCUGAUUGCAGAACUCCAAGAGAAACAACAGGGGAGCGUAACAGAGAUCCAGACUCUAAAAACAAAGGAGCAGGAGAUGAAAAUAGAAAUGGAGGUCCUCCGAGAAACCAGUCUCACUCUUGAGAGACAGGUCCAGGAGGUAAGAGCCGAAGUGGUGGACAUGGAGGAGCUGGUUGCCGAGGAAAGGACGAAGACUAAAACCCUUGAGAUUGUAAAGGGAGAGCUUUUUGCUGAAAGGGAGGCGCUGAGGAGGAGGGAAGGGCAACUCCAGGAAGAAAUUGAAAGGCUCAGGCAGGAAGUGAUUUCACUGAGAGCUUGUAUCCAGGACCUGAUGGUUCAGCACAAUGAGAGAGAAACCAGUCAAGAAGAGGCUCAAAAAGAAGUGCUGACCCAUGCUGAGGUCACCCUGGCUAAAGCAGACACUGCCUUAAGACAGAAGGAGGCUGAGCUCGCCAAACUGAGAUUAGAGCAUCAGACUCUGCAGGCGGAGCUGACUGCGGUGAAACAGGGUUUGAGUACCAGCACUGAAAGAGCUGAAAAACUACACGAGGAAGGACAGACCAAAGAGCGUGCCCUGGUCGACCUGGAGACUGAUAACCAGCAGCUAAAGGCAGAGCUUCGAGCUCUACAAGAAGACCUGGCUGUACAGGAAGAGGAACUGGCCUAUCAGAAGAGAGAACUACAGCAGCUCAGACAACACUGUCACGAGCAGGACACACACCCUCAAAAACAAGGAUACCCACAGAGGGAUAUUUCUCACAGAGCUUUUGAGGAGGCUGUAACCAUCUCUCGUGAUGAAGCCUCUCUGAGCUCUCCAGAGGUUUUAAGGAGACUCGAAUGCUCCGAGGACAGAAUCCCAGAGCAAUUCCACACCUCUGUUCUCGGCUCUCGUCUCUCUGAGAUCAGCGCUCUGAACAGCACGGGCCUGGAUCUUCCCCACAUCAAGACCUCUCCCAGAGUUGUGAUGGAGUCCCCACACUCCAGGACCAUCACACCAGAUCCAGUCACACAGAGUACCCACUCCCCAGGCUCUGUGUCAGUCUCUGACAACUUCUCCAUGCUUGACUCACUGGACACUGACCGAGUGCGUGAACUGGAAGGACUUGACAUAACGGCACCUCCAUCUCCUCUUGACUCCACCUCCUCCAUGUCAGCACCAGAAUGGGCCAGUGAUGGAUAUGGCAGCAAUGUGAGUUCAGAAUUGGGUGCAAGGCUGCGAGUGGAGCUGGAACAGACUGAAAGGCUGGAUGCUCAGUUUGUUGAGUAUCUCCGCUGCCGAGGAAUUAACCCCACAGCUAACACAGAUAGUGCUGCGGGCAGUAUGAGUUACAGUGAUGACCUGUUGUCACCUGAGCUUCAGGGUCUGUUGAAGAAAGUGUAUCAAGAAAGCUGCCGGAUUCUCACCUUGUCCCAGCGUCGUACCACUUCCUCAACCCAUCCUCACCUCUCGGACUUGAAGGCCUUCUCGUUGAGUCAGACACAGCACCAUUCUGAAGAACGCUCCAACCUACUGGACCAAGCGGACAAAUCAUCCUCCAACCCUCCCAUGAGCUGGCAGCAGGAGAAGAGAGCACUGCAGGAGACUGUGAUUGCUCUCCGAGAGCUGCUCUGUCGGAUGGCCCAGAGACACACACAAACUGAAUACAGAGGCGAUGAUGAGUGGCACAGAGAUCAGCUUAGUGUACAAGUUGAAGCCCACCUGAGGGCCGAGCUUGAGGAGAGCCAGAAACAACUGAAAUGUGCUCAUGAUGCUCAGCAAGAGCAAAAGAACAAAAUACAGUCACUGAGGCUGGCUGUGGAAGAGGGUGAAGAAGCUAUGAGAAGGGAGCAGACCAGAGUCCAGGAGCUUCAACAACAACUGGAACAGGAGAGAGCUCUGAGUCUUCGUAAGGACCGAGAGGAGGACGAAAGGAGAGGGGCGUUGCAAAUAUCUUUUGAGCAGCACAGGUCAGAGGUCAUGGCUCUGAAGGGUCAGGUGGAGCAGGAGAGAGUGGCCUGCAGCAACCUCAAACAGGAGCUCCAGAUUGAACGGUCCCGCAGUGAGCUGUUAGAGAAGCGUGUAGACGACACUCAGAAGGAGCUCGAAGAUGAACGCCAACUCUCUGCUCACCAAAAAGAGCUCAACUUGCAAGAAAAGGCUCGUCUUGAGCGCCUGCUUACCGAAGCAGAAUCCCGCUCAGCAGAAAUUCACUCUAAGCUCGCAGAUGCUCACAGGAGGCUCGAUGAAGAGAGAGACCGUUGCUCUAAGCAGGUGGACGAACUCAACCACAGACACGAGGCGGAUGCAGCCAGAGAUCGGAAGUUCAUCUCCGACAUGCGCACCCAGCUAGAGCAGGAGCGAAGGCAGGGGGAGGAGCUUGCAUCUGUGAUGGACAGACUGAGGGCUGAGCUACUGCAGAGCAAAAGGAAAUGGGAAGAGGAGGAGAGAACGAGGAGGGAGGAGCUGCAGAGGGAGCAGGAGGCCGCCUCCCGACAUCGCGUAGCUAUGGAGACCUUGAAGGAGCAGAAACAAGACGCGAGCCAUGCUUUGGAUGUGGAGCGAGAGCGGUCCAGACGCCAAGGGGUGGAGCUAGCAGAGCUGAAGGAGAGGGUGCGACUUCUGAAGGACAAAGAGAGGGAGAGGGAGGAGCAGUGGGAGCGGGAGAUGAGGAAGGCGAGGCAAGAGCAGAUGGAGAGGGAGAGACGACAGGAGAGGACCAACAACAAACUGUGCGAGUUGGAGUUGUUGAGGCAACAGGACCAGCAACGCAUGCAAGAACUGCAGCACACUCUGGCAGAGCUGGAGAGAGAGGAGAGAGAGAUGGCUGCUCAGAGGCUGUCUGGACAAACCCCAGGGCAGCAACACAAGGCGACACCUUCACAGCAUCUCCAGGCAGGCAGCACACAACAAAACCAGCAGAUGGGGUCCAUGCUGUCAUCAUCCAAUUUGCUGGAAACGUUGUUGAAGGAGAACUCUGAGCUGACCGAGCGUGUGACAUCACUGAGUCAGGAGAGAGCCACCCUCAAACACAGACUCACCUGCCUGGAGCGAGAGCUGCGGCGCACAGAGGAUGAGCUCACCAAGGUCACGGCAGAAACUGAAAACAGACCCAUCUAUGAUAUGACCAGCAACAGUAAGGUGCAACGUUUGUAUGAGCGUUACCUGCGCGCUGAGAGCUUCAGGAAAGCUCUGGUAUAUCAGAAACGUUACCUGCUAUUGCUGCUGGGAGGUUUCCAGGAGUGUGAACAGGCCACGCUUUGUCUCAUCGCUCAUAUUGGGGCCCGGCCAUCUCCCCCACUCUCCUCCCAGCGCAGACCCCUCGGAAGAUUUAGGGCAGCUGUAAGAGUUGUCAUUGCUGUCUCAAGAAUGAGAUUCCUGACCAGGAAAUGGCAAAGAGCGAUCAGAAGGUUGUCUGUGUCUGGGACUAUCAAUGGGCACUCUUCAGGACCUAAAGUUGAAGUUUUGAGGCAACAACAACCAAGAUUAAAUUCUGCCUCACCGCCAAACAGAGACAGCAGCGGCGUCCACCGAGACACAGUGUCAGCCCUCGUCCCACCCACUAAAUCACCCUUCAGGUUACACCACAGGUCGUACUCCAGCACUAGUCAGGCCUCGGCACAUUCAGGAGGAACAUCUCAGGAUCCAGAGCGAUCGCUCACUGAGUAUAUUCACCAUUUAGAGAAAGUCCAGCAGCGGCUGGUUGGAGCCAGGCAAGUAAGCAAGACUGGUUUAGCCCCCAAAGAGGAAAGGAGGAUACAGUCAGCCUGUUCCCCUGAUAUGAUUGGUUAUCGGCAGCGCUGGCUGCAGGAGAAUAGCACGUGGCUGUACCUGAGCUGCUUGUCGCCCCUUUACCUGAACGGUCCAGGUUCAUCUGUUCUCCAGCCCGAUCCAAAGUUGUUUGAACACUGAAAGAAUGAAUGUCUGCAUAUCAGAACUGUCCACGCCUUACAUGUGUAGAAAUCUGUAGAAAGAAAUAUAUCACACGUGCUGAAUUAUUUGAUGACAUGUGAUUUUUAGAAUAAUAUAAAUUAUUUUUCAAUGUUUUCUAUUGUAAGUUUUCUAUUCUCUGUACUUGAGUAUUUUGAAGGUCCCUCUUGGAUUGUUGCUUUUCAUUAUUUUAAAUGUUUAAUUUUCUACUAAUGUUUUUUACCCUUUUGAGCUGCUGUAAAUAAUAGGACUGAUUCAUUGUACAUGUGUCCCAAUUUGCACUGGUUUUAUAUUGAAAAUCCAUCACGCACAUAGCUAGUGUGUUUUUGCAUAAAGGUGGAUCAUAUGUGUUUUUGUAUUAUCUAUGUUUCUACCAUAAAGUUGAUAAAUAUUUUAAAUGUGUGCAAACAAAC